UAUUACUUUCCAUAGCGCAGGCAGAGUUAGAGGUGAGAGGCUCCUUGUACUUCACACAGAUUUACACUGAAGGCCUCUUUCCCUCAGCGGACUUCUGCUCCAGGACUAUGGCACAACCGCCUUCCACCGACCCCACCAAGAUGGGAGCGGGUCGGUCGAUCGCCGUGCUUACCUCGGGAGGCGAUGCCCAGGGUAUGAAUGCAGCAGUGAGGGCCACAGUUCGAGUGGGAAUUUACACUGGAGCCAAGGUGUAUUUUGUCCAUGAGGGUUACCAGGGUCUGGUGGAUGGAGGAGAUAAUAUCCGCCUAGCUACUUGGGAGAGUGUGUCAAUGAUGCUUCAGCUGGGUGGGACUGUGAUUGGAAGUGCCCGCUGUCAGGAUUUCCGUACCAAGGAGGGCCGCACCAAGGCCGCCUGUAACUUGGUUAAGCUAGGCAUUACAAACCUGUGUGUGAUCGGAGGUGAUGGCAGUCUGACGGGUGCCGACCAGUUCAGAACAGAGUGGAGCGAGCUGCUGGCAAUCCUACUCAAAGCUGGUAAGGUCACAUCAGCUGAGGCCAAGGCCUCCUCCCAUCUCCACAUCGUUGGCAUGGUGGGCUCCAUUGACAACGACUUCUGUGGCACUGACAUGACCAUUGGCACUGACUCUGCCCUGCAUCGCAUCAUAGAGAUAGUGGAUGCCAUCACAACCACAGCACAGAGUCACCAGAGAACCUUCAUCCUGGAGGUAAUGGGCCGGCACUGUGGUUACCUGGCUUGUGUGACUGCCCUGGCCUGUGGCGCUGACUGGGUGUUCAUCCCAGAGAUGCCCCCAGAGGAUGGAUGGGAGGAGCAUCUGUGCAGAAGACUGACAGAGCAAAGAGGCCGUGGCUCCCGUUUGAAUAUUAUCAUUGUUGCAGAGGGAGCGAUGGACCGCAGUGGUAAAGCUAUCACAUGUGACAACGUCAAAAAGCUGGUAUCAACCAAACUGGGCUUUGACACCCGCACCACCAUCUUAGGCCAUGUGCAGAGAGGAGGAACGCCUUCCGCCUUUGACAGAAUCCUGGCCAGCAGGAUGGGUGUGGAGGCUGUGAUGGCUCUGCUGCAGGCCACACCAGAAACUCCUGCAUGUGUGGUCAGUUUGUCUGGAAACAUGGCUGUCAGGCUGCCUCUUAUGGAGUGUGUUCAAGUGACUAAAGAUGUCACCAUAGCCAUGGGUGAAGGGAGGUUUGACGAUGCGGUGAUGCUCAGGGGAAAGAGCUUUGAGAACAAUUGGAACACUUACAAAAUGCUGGCUCAUGUGCACAUCCCGGAAAAAAAGAGUAAUAUCAACAUUGCCAUAUUGAACGUGGGAGCUCCGUGUGCUGGGAUGAAUGCUGCCGUGCGUUCAACAGUCAGGGUCGGACUCCUGCAGGGCCACCGGAUGCUGGCAGUGCACGACAGCUUCGAUGGCCUGGCUCAUGGAUUGAUUGAGCCUAUUGAUUGGUCUGGAGUGGCAGGAUGGACUGGAAAGGGGGGCUCCAACCUGGGAACAAAAAGGGCACUACCACAAGACUUCAUGGACGAUAUCAGUCUGAACAUCGCUAAGUUCAACAUUCAUGCUCUAGUCAUUAUUGGAGGCUUUGAGGCUUUUGCUGGGGGUCUGCAGAUGGUGCAGGCUAGAGAGAAGUUUGAGGAACUUUGUAUUCCUAUUGUCGUAGUUCCUGCAACUGUCUCCAACAAUGUUCCUGGAUCUGACUUCAGUAUUGGCGCUGACACUGCACUUAACACUAUAACCAUGACAUGUGACAGGAUCAAACAAUCUGCUGCGGGCACAAAGAGAAGAGUGUUCAUUGUUGAGACUAUGGGAGGACACUGCGGCUACCUGGCAACCAUGGCUGGCUUGGCAUCUGGUGCUGAUUUUGCUUAUAUUUACGAGGAGAAGUUCAACAUUCAUGAUCUAGAGUUGAAUGUGGAACAUCUGGUGGAGAAGAUGAAGACAACAGUGAAGAGAGGACUGAUUCUGAGAAAUGAGAAAUCCAAUGCCAACUAUAACACAGACUUCAUCUUCAACCUGUAUUCAGAGGAAGGCAAGGGUGUGUUUGACUGCAGGAAGAAUGUACUUGGGCACAUGCAGCAGGGUGGAACUCCAAGUCCCUUCGACAGGAAUUUUGCCACCAAAAUGGGGAUCAAGGCAGUGCUAUGGUUGACUGACAAGCUAAAGGACUGUUACAGACAUGGUCGUAUCUUUGCCAACUCUCCGGAUUCUGCCUGUGUGCUGGGCAUGAAGAAGAGAUCUUUGGUCUUCCAGCCUCUGUCAGAACUUAAAGAUCUCACUGACUUUGAGCACCGUAUUCCCAAGAUACAGUGGUGGCUUAAGCUGAGGCCCAUCCUGAAAAUCCUAGCCAAGUACAAAACGGAUCUGGACACAACUGAAAAGGCUGAGAUAGAACAUGUCAUCAAGAAGAGAGCUGGUGUUCCUUAGUUGCCGUUGUAUGUCUAUUUGUCUUCUCUUAAAAGCACUUUGUAAACACCGACUAUGAAAAGUGCAAUAUAAAUAAAGAUCACAAGUAUAUCCCCACACA
Molecule: messenger RNA, 2541 nt
Organism: Notothenia coriiceps (black rockcod)
Lineage: Eukaryota; Metazoa; Chordata; Actinopteri; Perciformes; Nototheniidae
Gene: pfkmb
Product: phosphofructokinase, muscle b
Exons: 22
Coding region: 108-2441 (777 amino acids)
Biological process (GO): canonical glycolysis; fructose 6-phosphate metabolic process; fructose 1,6-bisphosphate metabolic process
Cellular component (GO): membrane; 6-phosphofructokinase complex; cytoplasm
Molecular function (GO): ATP binding; fructose-6-phosphate binding; 6-phosphofructokinase activity
Source: RefSeq, a predicted model, not a curated record